Grosmannia clavigera kw1407 is the source of this 633-nucleotide messenger RNA. RefSeq lists its product as uncharacterized. Gene Ontology annotation, biological process: vacuolar proton-transporting V-type ATPase complex assembly. Gene Ontology annotation, cellular component: Vma12-Vma22 assembly complex; extrinsic component of endoplasmic reticulum membrane. The record is from RefSeq and is a predicted model, not a curated record. The transcript has a single exon. NCBI's taxonomy places the organism in Eukaryota, Fungi, Ascomycota, Sordariomycetes, Ophiostomatales, Ophiostomataceae. Bases 1 to 633 code for a protein of 210 amino acids.
AUGACGUUAGAAAAUAUAGACGACCUGCUCGUGCGCUAUCUCGGCCUUUUGGAUGAGUACACACGGCUGCGAGAAUCGCUGGUGGCCCGUCAGACUGCUAUGUAUGGCCAGCUGACCCGAGCGAACUUUGCUGCUGAACGUGGCUUUCGCUACGGUCCAGACCACUUUGACGGUCGCAUGCAGGCCACGGCACGCGUCGAAAUGUCUUUUAAAGCCGAGGUUAACGGUACGACUGGCGACGUACCGUCUUUUUCCAUCUGCAGACCGGCAAAGCCAGUGGCGAAAGAGGAGAGUAGCACGGGCGGAAGCACGGACAAGGCUGGCAAUGAGGCCGGCGAGACCGGGAAGAAGGCAGCCAAGGUGGUGCGGCCGCUGCGGGAUCCGCUUCAGUGGUUCGGGAUGCUGACGCCAAUGGCUCUGCGGCUGGCGCAAAAGGAGGCCAUCGAGGCGGUAGACAGCAUUGUUCCGCGGCUGGCAAGCGUCAACGCCGAGAUGGCGGCAGUGGAGAUUGAGGUGCGGCGGGCCCGCAAGAAGCGAGCGCGGGCAGAGGCUGCGCGGGAGAAGGAACAGCAAGCAACAGCGGCAGACAUGACAAGGCAUCUGGACGGAGCGGACUUGGAGACUGCUGCAUAG